Molecule: messenger RNA, 1407 nt
Organism: Nicotiana tabacum (common tobacco)
Lineage: Eukaryota; Viridiplantae; Streptophyta; Magnoliopsida; Solanales; Solanaceae
Product: vacuolar-processing enzyme
Biological process (GO): vacuolar protein processing
Molecular function (GO): cysteine-type endopeptidase activity
Source: RefSeq, a predicted model, not a curated record
AUGAUUAGAUAUGUCGUAUUUCUCGUUCUUCUCUCAAUUUGGGCCAGUGUUGAAGGUCGAAGUAUCUCUCAAUUCUUAACAGAAAAAUCGACAGGGACCAAAUGGGCUGUCCUAGUUGCUGGCUCCAAUGGAUGGUGGAACUACAGGCACCAGGCUGAUGUGUGCCAUGCUUACCAACUACUGAAGAAAGGGGGUCUCAAGGAUGAGAACAUCAUUGUAUUUAUGUACGAUGACAUUGCUAACAAUACAGAGAACCCUAGACCUGGAGUCCUCAUCAAUAACCCACAUGGUCAAGAUGUUUAUCAAGGUGUUCCUAAGGAUUAUGUAGGUGAAGAUGUUAAUGCUGAUAAUUUUUUCAAUGUUAUACUUGCCAACAAAAGUGGUAUCACUGGGGGUAGUGGGAAAAUUUUGGACAGUGGUCCAAAUGACAAUAUUUUCAUCUAUUAUACUGAUCAUGGUGGCCCUGGCAUUGUUUCAAUGCCAACUGGACUUGUCUACGCGAACGAUCUGAUUAACGUGUUGAAAAAGAAGCAUGCUUCUGGGACAUAUAGUAAAAUGGUGUUUUACUUAGAAGCUUGCGAGUCUGGAAGUAUGUUUGAUGGUCUUCUUCCUGAAGGUCUAAAUAUCUAUGUCACGACUGCAUCAAAACCAGAUGAAAACAGUUGGGGAACGUAUUGUGGUUUGGGUAGUGGUGCUUGUUUAGUUGAGUGUCCUCCUCCAGAGUUUGACGGUGUUUGCUUGGGAGAUUUGUACAGUGUUGCUUGGAUGGAAGACAGUGAUGUCCAAGAUCGACAAACUACAACUUUGGAUAACCAGUAUGACAGGAUUGCAAACAGAACUGCAGCCAACCUAACACAUGGUUCCCAUGUCAUGCAAUAUGGUGAUAUGGAGUUAAGUGUUGAUGCUCUUUUCCAGUAUAUGGGUUCUGUUUCCACAAGCCAUAGUCAAGCUCCCUGUCCCAUGGCAUCUGCUCCCAGUCCCAUGGAUGCCGCGUCAUUCUUGACAUCCUCAGAAAAUGUGGACCAACGUGACACUGAGCUUUUCUACUUGACAUCCAAAUACCAAGGUGCUCCUAAAGGAUCUAAUGAGGAAUUUGAAGCUAAUCGGAAGCUUAAUGAGGUUAUAUCACAGAGAAAUCAAGUGGAUAACAGCGUAAAGCGUCUUGGAGAGCUUCUGUUUGGAGUUGAAAAAGGUAAUGAGGUGCUGCAGAGUGUUCGACCUGCUGGACAACCACUUGUUGACAAUUGGGAUUGCCUUAAAUCCUAUGUCAAGACAUUCGAGGCACAUUGUGGAAAACUAACUGCGUAUGGAAAGAAACAUGUACGUGGUAUCGCCAACAUCUGCAAUGCUGGAAUUGAGAGUGAGGAGAUGGUUGCUGCAACUGCACAAGCAUGUUCAAGCUAACUA